Messenger RNA from Aricia agestis (brown argus), 1705 nucleotides. RefSeq names its product (Lyso)-N-acylphosphatidylethanolamine lipase (gene puml). The record is from RefSeq and is a predicted model, not a curated record. Lineage: Eukaryota; Metazoa; Arthropoda; Insecta; Lepidoptera; Lycaenidae. The transcript is spliced from 10 exons. Bases 230 to 1564 code for a protein of 444 amino acids. Gene Ontology annotation, cellular component: lipid droplet.
GAUAGAUCAUUUUCUAGGUUUGAAUUUUGAUCGCAAAUUAAAAACAAAUUUAUUCCAUAAAUCUAGGAAGUGGACGUUCCGUAUUAGGAAUUUGCAAUAUCAUCUGCCCGUGUAUACUUCGAAAGUAAAGUAAAAGAAUCGAGUGAGAGAGGACAGCGCGUUUAUUUCUAAUCAUUACCCAUGGGAAGUGAAAUUGAAGGUUCAACUGCGACGUCCAGGUAUUCAAGUUAUGACUGUGAUAUCGAGUCUCAUCUCAUACUGCUAUACCUGGAUCCAUUAUUCUUUGCCAUUGAUUCAGCACAUAAGUGACUGUGUGAGUGCUGUAGGCACAUCAUGGUCUGGGAACAUAGUUAAUGUGUUGUGGAACUGGACCGGGGGCUGGUUUCAGUGGACCCGCCAGUCCGACAUGGUGUUGAGGAAUGUUGAACAGAAAAUACUAUCAUGUGUAAAAACAGCGUACAACCGUUUCUACGUGGAUAUCGGCUCGGUGGUCGGUCAGAGCGACAAGCUAUGGACGAUAUCCCUCAACGAGAACUCCCCAAAAACCCCCCUGCUGAUGCUGCACGGCAUGGCGGCUGGGGUGGCGCUGUGGUGUCCCAACCUGGACGCUCUGGCCGCUGCGAGACCUGUGUACGCCAUUGAUCUGCUAGGUUUCGGUCGCAGUUCCCGACCUAAGUUUGCCUCCACUCCGGAGAAGGUGACCGCCCAGUGGGUGGAGUCUAUCGAGGAGUGGCGGCGCGAGCUCAAGCUGCAGGAGCUGGUGCUGCUGGGACACAGCCUGGGGGGCUACAUCGCGACAGCAUACGCCAUUAAAUACCCUGAGAGAGUCCGUCACCUGAUCCUGGCUGACCCGUGGGGCUUCGCGGAGAAGCCGGAGUCCAUGCCCGGGAAGUUCAAAGAGGUGCCGUGGUAUGUGCGCGGUAUAGCCACAAUGAUGCGUCCAUUCAACCCGUUGUUCGCGGUCCGCGCUGCCGGGCCGGCGGGCCGCUGGCUGGUGGGCGUCACCCGGCCCGACAUCCCCCGGAAAUACCGGACAUACGUGCCGGAAGCGGACGACGUCAUACCGGAGUAUAUAUACCAGUGCAACUCGCAGACACCUAGCGGCGAGAGCGCAUUCCACUCUCUCAUGACGGGUUUCGGUUGGGCGCGGAUACCGAUGUCGUCCCGCGCGAAAGAGCUGCCCGCGCGUCUGCCCGUCACCGUGCUGCGCGGCGCUCGCUCCUGGCUUAACAACGACACGGCCGGACAGAUCGCUGCUGUGAGACCCGGGGAGUCAUACACGUCGGAUCAGUUAAUAAACGGCGCGGGACAUCACGUGUACCUGGACAAACCGGAAACAUUCAACAAGCUCGUGAAUGAGGCGUGCGAGCGAGCAGACGCCGCUACCCCCGCCGCCAAGAGAGAUAACUCCACCCCCUCACAAGUUGACUCCACCUCAAAGAGCACAGACUCCGCCUCUUUAAAGAGCGCGGCUGACUCCGCCUCCUCACAGGCUGGUACCGCCCCGGAUUCCCCCACAUCCAAAUCUGACUCCACGACAAAACCUGAUCCGGUUGCGUCGUGAUAGCUGUUUAGUUUAUUCCAGAAGAGCAAGCUUUAAAGGCCCAAUGAAUAAACGAAGAAUAAGGGGCGUUUCCUUACAGGUACGAUCCUAGAAUUGUUAUAAGAUCCAAUAGAAUAAAUGCUUAGCAGGUACGCAAAUGAA